This is a messenger RNA of Gryllus bimaculatus (two-spotted cricket), 159 nucleotides long. NCBI's taxonomy places the organism in Eukaryota, Metazoa, Arthropoda, Insecta, Orthoptera, Gryllidae. The record is from the annotation of a GenBank genome assembly.
UUAUUGGAGAGUACAUCCAAUUCUACAGCUGCAAUGUUGUGGACACUAGAUCUGCAUUACAUAUUUAUUGAAAAAACGAAUUGUGUGGGGGCAAAAAGGGACUCAACGCCUUUAGAAUAUUCAAAUAACCUGGCCAUGUGCCAAGCACAAUCUGUGUGA